This is a messenger RNA of Cheilinus undulatus (humphead wrasse), 3966 nucleotides long. Its product is annotated as E3 ubiquitin-protein ligase TRIM39-like. The transcript is spliced from 7 exons. Gene Ontology annotation, molecular function: protein binding. The record is from RefSeq and is a predicted model, not a curated record. Bases 2202 to 3851 code for a protein of 549 amino acids. NCBI's taxonomy places the organism in Eukaryota, Metazoa, Chordata, Actinopteri, Labriformes, Labridae.
ACGCAAUACUGUGGCUGCAGUUAUGACAGGGCAGAGGGAAGGAGUGUGGUUUGUGGUUUCUUUAUUCUCCAGAAAUGAAAGUGAAAGGAAAAAAAAAAAAACAAGUUUCAGGAUGUUUAAUGUCACUCUGGUUUCACAGACAGUUCUUCAGUUAAGGGGCUCCAUUUAAAAGGCAAAAAAUACAUUUAAAAGGCAUUUAAAAUAUAAUAAAACAAUAUGCAUUGUGCUUUUAGAAAGUAUUCAGACCCCCUUCACUUUUUUAAAUUUUUUUCAAGUUGUGGCCAGAUGCUACAGUCAAAUAAAUUCAUUUUUAUUCCCAUCAAUCUACACUCAGUACCCAGUCAUGACAAAGUGAAAAUAGAAUUUUUGAAAUUUUUGAAAAAGUAUUAAAAAUAAAAAUAUGAAAUAUCACAUUGGCAUAAUUUUUCAGGCUCUUUGCAAAAAACAAAACACUUGAAAUUUAUCUGUGAUUCCUCCCUUUUCUCUUGAUCUUUGCAGAGAUGUUUCUACACCACAGUCCUCCACUGAUCGGGGCUUAUGGAGUUAAUCUGAUAAUAAAGAAAAAUAUAGAAAUAAUAAUAAUAAUAUAAUAUAGAAAAUUAUAAAACUGUGAAUGCCAUAAGCCUUCAUUUAAAGGCCCCAGGAGGUACCAGGACAUUUAAGGGUUGAUUUCUACUUCUAUGGUGUAAGUCUGACUCUAUUCUGAAUUAAAUGACCUUCAGUGUUGGGGUUAUGUGAAAGUGUAGAUCCACCAGUGUUAAUUCAACUCUGUAGCAAGUCAUUUCGAAGCUCUGACCUCUGCUAUUCCAAAUCCACUGUUCUUUUCUGGAAUACCUUUGUUUAUGGUUCUUGCUGAUUUUUGACACGAGUGAAGUUAUCCACUAAAUCAGUCAGUGCCCACCUGUGGUAGUGGAUGGUCCACAAUAAAGAGUAGGUGUGCAUUUGGCUCUCUGCUACAUCCUAGAUGUUUAAUACAAAUCUUUAAUAAGUAUAAAAGUGCAUUGUAAUGAGUCAGUAAUCAACACCUUAAAUUAAGACCUACAGUGAAAGAGAAUUACACCAUGCUGUGUUAAAAGCACACUAUAGUGAGAAAAUACAACCCUGUGAGUGUUGAAAACUGACAACCUUCUAAAGUGUUAAUCCAACUUGGACCUGAGAGAAUUAUUUAGAUUCUGGUAAAGUGUUAAAUUUAACUCUGUAGGAGUUGAAUUAACACUGACAGUUUUGCUUUGAAGGAGGAUUGCCUGAACAAAGGAAGGGUUAGUCCAACUCUGUAGAGAGCCAGUUGAUUGAAGCUCUGCCCACUGCCAUUUCAAAACUAGGACUUUCCCAUGAUGCCCUUGGGCAGAGUGUUAAGAUGUGUUUAAGAUGGUUUUUGUGUAUUUAUAUGUGUUUAGAUGUUGCCUGUUGUACGCUAAUCACAGUUUGAAUAUCUUUUUGAAUUAGUCACCUUAGGUAAGGGAUAUGGGAAAGACGUCUGACUUUGCUACAGGUGGUCAAUACAAGUUUGCAGUUUUAAAUAAGUAUGAAAGUGCAUUGCAAUAUGUCAAUUAAAACUGUGAAUACCUUAAAUAUAUACCUACAGUGAAAGAGAAAAGCACAAUGUUGUGUUAAAAGUACACUUUAAAGAGUAAAAAGCUACCCUUCAUUUCACAAAGAACAAAUUUUUGAAUCCAGAAACUAUUUCUUACAAUGUGAAAGAUGUUUAACUUGUGUGGCUUGUUUCAUUUAAUCUUGAAAAAUUGUAGUUUUUUAUUGUUAGAAUCAAACCUUUGUCUGAAAAACCUUGAUGCAUUAUUUGGAAAUGAAUUUCCUCCAGUAAAUAUCUACAUUUAAAUGUAUCUUCUUUCAAUCCUAAUAUUUUAAGUCAUCCUCUCCUGUUGUUUUUGAAUUGGUCUUUUGUUCUACUGCGCUUCAUUAAAUUAAAUAGCGAAUGCCAAACCUUCGAGUGUUCCAGUAAAUACUUUACAAGACAAUUAAUCAGUGUGAACCUGCUGAACAUGUGGACACACCCUGCAAGGGUUAAAAAAAUGUUGGUUGAUUAUUUGAAUGCUGACAUGGCUUGAAAAGAGGAGGAACAGACUGGCAGAGCUUUUCAACAGAAAUGAAACUAACAGAGGAAUCACACGCUCACACAGUCUGGGAGUUCAGAGCCAAAGGACCCAGAAGACUGGGAUCAGGAUCAUCUCUACCUGAAAGAUAUGGCUGCCACCAAACCAUCACCCCGUGACAAUGACCAGCUGGAAAAGCACGUCACAUGCACCAUCUGCAUGGAUUUAUUCAGGGAUCCUGUCACUACAGCUUGUGGCCACUCCUUCUGUAAGAAAUGUCUAAGCUGCAACUUUCAGUACAAUGACAUGAUGUGCCCCCUGUGCAAAACACCUCUCAGCAGACACCCCGAUGUUAACAUCGUCCUAAGAGACAUUGUGGAAGAGAUUAAAAAAAAGACCCCAGAGAAAGAUGAUGAUGAGUACACUGGGGCGCCUGGCGAAGUGGCCUGUGACAUGUGCACAAAGCGAAAGCUGAAAGCCAAGAAGUCCUGUCUUGUGUGUCUGGCCUCGUAUUGUUCAACCCACCUUAAGAAUCAUUCUUUGACUAAAAGGCUGAAGGGUCACAAGUUGGUCGACCCUGUAGAGAACUUGGAUGAGAGAGCCUGUCUGCAGCAUGGACGCCCCUUGGAGCUGUACAGCAGAAAGAGGGAGAGAUGUAUUUGUGUGCUGUGUAUGGAAGAAGACCAGGAGGAAGUCGUUCCUAAUGAAGAGGAAUGGAACAGGAAGAAGGCUAAGCUUGAAAACACCAAGACUGAGCUACGACAGAAAAUCAAAAAUAGAAAAACACGACUGGAUGAAAUAAAUGCAUCUCUUAAGACAUGUGAGGACCAGCUGAACAAAGAGUGCGGGGAUAUUGACGCUGUGUUCACUGCUGUAACUGCCAUGGUGAAGGAGGCCCAUGAAAAAGCUCUUCAGCCAUUACAGGACAAGAGGCAGGUUGCUGAAAAGGAGGCAAAAGAAAUUGAGGAGAAGUUGGAAGCAGAGAUCAACCAGCUUGAGAAAACCAUCUCUGAGCUGGUUGAUAUAUCUGCACUUGAGGAUCACAUCCUGUUCCUGCAGAAAUACCCGUCUCUUCAAGACAUGGAUUGCAUCAAAGACUGCCCAGAGGUGGAGCUGGACAUUUCACUGUCAUUUGGCACCAUGCGAAAAAUCACAACAACUAUGCUGGAAUCAAUUGAACAGGAACUGGUGAAGCUGACCCCUCUUGAGCUUCAAAGAAUUCCAAAGUUCAUCGUGGAUGUGAGGCUGGAUCCAACCACUGCACACCAACGCCUGGUUCUGUCUGACAAUGGUAAGGAAGUCAAAGAUGGAGAGGAACACCAUGAAGUUCCUGAUUCUCCUGAGAGGUUUGACAUGUUUGGCAGCAUCCUGGGGCUCAACAGUCUGAAAUCUGGGAGGUCCUACUGGGAGGUGGAGGUCCGGAACAAGUCAGGGUGGGAUCUGGGUGUAGCAAGAGGGGACGCAAACCGCAAGGGCAAACUGUCUUUGACUCCAGAUAACGGGUACUGGGUUACUGUUCAUUACGAAGACGACAAGUACGCCGCCCUGACAGCCCCACCUGUUGGUCUGUCGCUGACAGACAAACCUGAGAAGGUGGGAGUGUUUGUGGACUUAGACGAGGGUCUCGUGUCCUUUUAUGAUGUGACGGCAGAAUCUCACAUCUACUCAUUUACUGAGUGCUCGUUCAAUGGAAAGAUCUUCCCAUAUUUUAGUCCCCAUUCAAGAAAAGAUGAGAAAAACAUAGAUCCCUUGAUUAUUUGUCCUGUUAAGAAUUGUGAGCAGGAAAUUGAUGUGUCAUGAGGGAUAAGGGGGUUAAUCAUGGGUAGUAUAAAACUUUGGAAGUUGUGUUUGGUAAAUUUGAAUUUUGUUGAUACUGUCCGUUGUGUGAUGUUUUGUGUAAGGGUUGAACUCAGGU